GUAGAAUCUAAAAGACAGUGUAGCUGCCAUAAGAAAAUGCACUGAACGUUUUGAGCUAAGCUCUGUUUCCAAGUGGGAACCAAUUUUAGUUUUUGUGUUAGCGGUUCCUUUUUGAGAGUUACACAAGGGCGAGAGUGUCUGAUUUUGAGCCACCGUGUGGCGACGUUUUUCCGUUUGAAUAAGCAAGUGGUGAAGAAUGCAAGAAUGCUUAUUUUGUUUCCUUUCUGAUAGCAUUUUUGUUUAUUGUUGAAACCGGAGUUUGAAGACCUACCUGUAUUGUCACGAUUUACGUUUUUCUUCGUUUUCUCCCUCGAGCAAAUGCGGCAAUGAGUUCUCACGGCAUGUGUGUGGAGAAGUUGAAUAAAUGCCCGUUUUGAAGAACUGCUUGUACGCCUGAUUGACAAGAGGGAGCUACAGUGAGAACUCAGCCAACCCGGCCCCAGAACAAGACGGUGUUCGGCAGAGCUACAAGCAAGUCACUUCACAUACCUCUUCCAUCGGACAGAUAAGAGACUGUACAUUCACCUGCCUACACAAGUAGCUACCUGAGUCCAGAGAGCUUUGGGUGCCAGUCAACAAUAAGUAAAACAUUUGAACAAGUUAAAUGUUUAAAGGUGGACUAGCCUCAAUUGCUGUAAAGGGACCUACAAGUGCUAAAUUGUGCAAUGUUAUGGUGAUGUGUGCAUGUUGUAAGGUUUAAGUGCGUGCUUAUUUGCACCUAGUAAUGUCUGAUUGAGGUGUGAACGACCAUUCAUAGCAUUUGAAAACAAGUUCAUUUGCGAACAUUCAAAGGUGUAGAACAACAUUUAAGUGAUUAAGUCAUUGCAAUGAAAAAUUAAGUUUAUUGUACAUUUAGUCAAUAUAUUAGACAGGUUGGUUGAUAAAGUAAAUUACAGGAGUCAGUAGUAAUUCAAGAUAGCCUACUGUAGUCAAGUGAUAAAACUAUAACAUCAUUACAUUAGUAAAUCAGAUAAAUACUGAGUUCAUGAGACUUCCUAAAAAUGGAUAGUGAGCAAGCAGAUAAAACUCUUAAGAGGGAGACUGAAAUAAGUGAAGGCAAACAACCUGCCCCAGAAGAUGCACUAAGAAGAAGUGAAAGAUCGAGAAGGCUCACUGAGAAGGGACAAGAACUCGAAGAGACUAAACUCAAAGGUCUCCAACAUCGUUUCUCACGUACCUAUGACAAGUGGAAGAUUCUUGCUAAGAAAUCAAGGAAGGAGAUAGAGGGAGCCUCUUCUCAAGAGAACCUACAAACUCUCAUCAACAAGAUAAAAGAAGCAUCAAAUGAUGUACAGCAGGCGUACGAAGACCUGCGCAAAUGCAUAAUCCCUGAUAAAGAGACGCGUCGUCGAACAGACACCUGCGACACUGUCUCAAGGCAGAUAUUAGAGCAUGCUUGGAACCAUCUCCAAGACAAAGAUAACGAGCAAGAAAUAGAGUGGUUUGAGACUGGCUCUGUGUUCUCAUUAGAAGUAUCAGAAGCAUGCAGUGCAAGCUCAAGAUCAUCACUCUCAAGUAAAUCGUCAUGUAAAUCUUCAAAAAUAAGUGAAGCUGCAGCAGAAUUAGCCGCAAAUGAAGCCACUUUGGAAGUCCAAGAGCAAGUGGAGCGUGAGGAACGUGAACUCAGAAACCUAGAAGCUGAGUACAGACAAAGGCUUGCACAACAAGAAGAAGAAUGUGCUGCAAAUAAACAGGUCUUGGAAGAAAAGCGCAGAAAGAUAGAACGCUUAGAGACCAUAAAAAAGAUGAAUGCCGCCAAGGCCAAACUAGAAGUGUAUAAACAAGAACAAGGAUCAACCUCAGACUUGCUGGAUCUAUUCAAGGAUUAUAAGCCCAAACGAGAAAGGCUUACAUUCGACUCAAAACCUGCUGUCACGCCACAAUUAAUCACAAGGAUGCAAUCUUCUAUAACUACUCCCAAAGAGGAUAGCACAACUGAUUUCGCCAAGGUACUAGCAGAGUCCUUCAGUGUAAGCCGUCUCCCAGCACCAGAGCCUGCUGUUUUCAGUGGAGAUCCACUAAAGUACAAGGGCUGGGAAAUGUCCUUUCAAACGCUGAUAGGCAGAAAGAAUAUACCAGCGAACGAAAAAAUCUACUACCUACAAAAAUAUGUUGGUGGACCAGCAAAGAAAGCCAUUGAGGGAUACUUCCUUCUGGGAACAGAUGCAGCCUAUCAGACAGCGCUCGAUGUCCUGGAAAAAAGAUAUGGAAGCUCCUUUAUGGUUGCUAAGGCUUUCAGAGAUAAGCUGGCCUCAUGGCCAAACAUAGGACCCAAGGAAAGCAUUCAGCUACGAGAGUUCUCAGACUUCCUUCAAGGCUGUCAAGCAGCCACGUCGCAAAUAAAGAGCCUGGAGGUCCUUAACGACUGUGGUGAAAACCAACGAAUGCUCUCCAAGCUCCCCGACUGGCUUACAGCAAGAUGGAACCGAAGGGUGACCAGGAUGGAAAAGGAAAAUGAGACUUUCCCCAGCUUCGAUCAGUUCGUGGAAUUCGUCACAGAGGAAGCCGAUAUAGCUUGUAAUCCGAUUACCUCCCUUCACGCUCUGAAGUCUGGAGAUGGUGGAAAGGAGAAGCCACAAAAAACACGAAGUGUUGGUGCUAAGGUGCUAGCAAGUAGCUCUGAAGAGAAAACAGAUGCUAAAGGAUGUGUAUUCUGUGAGAAGUCAAAUCAUGGCUUACAGACAUGUCGAAGGUUCUUGAAAGAGACAACUGCAGAACGAGUCAAGUUUGUGAAAACAAACGAGCUCUGCUUUGGAUGUUUGAAAUCAGGACAUCAGUCCAAGAACUGUGAGAAGCGAAGCAUUUGUGAGACAUGCAAAAGGAAGCAUCCAACAUGUCUACAUGAAAAUCGUCCAAGGGAAGACGAUAGGAAAGAACAAGAGGAUGACAAAAGAAAGGAGAGUGGGAGACGCUUUAAGAAAAAGGAAGACUUAUCAGAGUCUGAAGAGAAAGAAGAGACACCAGUAGAGGCAACAGCUAACAGAGUGGUGCAAGACAAGAGGAGCACCUAUUCCUCCACAGUUGUUCCUGUAUGGCUGUCCACAGCAAGUAAUCCAGAGCAGGAAGUGCUCGUAUACGCUCUAUUGGACAACCAAAGCGACACCACCUUCAUCCUGCAAGAAACGGCAGAAGUGUUAGUUACAAAGAAACAGCCUGUGCAAUUAAAGCUCUCCACGAUGUCAUCCAAAGAUACCGUCAUCCAGAGUCAGAAGUUAACUGGACUGCAGGUCAGAGGUUAUAAUGAGACAAAGAAAAUAUCUCUCCCAGUAACCUACACAAGAGAGUUUAUUCCUGCAAACCUAAGUCAUGUCCCAAUACCUGAGACAGCAAGAUCAUGGCCUCACCUAGAGCACCUUGCUGGAGAGAUCACUCCUUUAUGUGACUGUGAGAUUGGCCUGCUCAUAGGCUACAACUGUUCUCAGGCCCUGUUGCCCAGAGAAGUGGUGUCAGGAAAGGAUAAUGAGCCUUUCGCUCAACGAACAGACUUGGGCUGGAGUAUAGUUGGCUGUGCAGAUCCCUGCGUCGAUUAUGGAGAUGCAAUUGGAAGCAGCCACAGGAUCGUUGUGAAACAAGUUAUCACACCACCAGAAGUCAUUAAGGCACUCGAAUCAGACUUCAACGAAAGAGUAGCCGAAGAGGCUCAUAUCUCACAGGAAGAUCUACGUUUUCUAUCCAUAAUGGAGAAAAGGCAUCCGGACAAGAAAAAAAAGCUCAAGUCGGAGCACGCCAGCAGAGCUGAGCCGCAGAGUCAGUUGGAGCGCUGGAAGGAAAAAGAGCGAGCCGGGCCCGCUUCCGCCCACUUCCCGGGCAAUAAACUCAAGUCUCUGUCCGCCGCCAAGAAGCACGAAGACGGCCGAAAAGGUCGAGACAAGCGCUCCGAUACGGAUCACAGAGAAAGGGACCGCGCGAGUUACGACAAGAAGAAGCCUUCGGAGAAAAGCUCAGAUCACGGCAGAUCCGAUCGCUCCAAGGACUGUGAGCGAAAAAGAAAAGACAAGCUUAAAGAUGGGACGCUUUCCUCCACUUCCAAUCUGAAAUCACUUCUGGAGGAGAAGAAGUCUUAUCUCUCUGAAAGUGGCAAGUCCUCAUUCACAAAAUCCAAAGAAGAGGCAGCGGGGAGGAUGCCGGAGAAGGAUCGGGAGCGGAGGGAGCGAGACAGAGAUUCGGACAGGCACAAAGACAAGGAGCGCCACAAGGACCGUUCCCAGCAGAGCAAGGCCAACAAAGUCAAGCCCAGCGGAGACAUCAAGGUGGGAGAGAUGUUAGCAGAAGACACUGAAGUUCGAAAGGCCUUCGUGGGCAAGACCUUGACGACGGAAGACUCACUGCUUGAUCGCUUCCAGAAGUUCUCCAGCUGGAUGAUGUUAGUCAAAGCCAUCGCUAGACUCAAACGACGUGUCAAAGAGCUCAAGGGUCUGACAGAAAGAAUCAAUGAAGCCACGAGUCUCGAAGAAAGAAAGGAAGCAGAAAUCACGAUCAUAGGCAUUGUCCAAAGAGAAACCUUAUCAAAGGAGAUACAAGGUCUUCAAACUAAGAAGGACAUAAGCAAGGACAACAGACUAUCCAAACUAAACCCUUACCUGGACCAGCAAGGUAUCCUAAGGGUGGGAGGUCGACUGGAACGUGCUGCACUGCAUCGACACAUCAAGCAUCCAGCAGUCUUGCCUAAGAACAGCCACAUAACAACACUACUGAUCCAGCACUACCACCAAAGGGUGCAGCAUCAAGGACGUGGCAUAACAAUGAACGAGCUACGAUCAAACGGAAUCUGGAUACUUGGAUGCAGUCAAGCGGUGUCAUCCUACAUCUACAAGUGUGUCAAGUGUAGAAAGUUCAGAAGGUGUACGGAGGACCAACGAAUGGCAGACUUACCCCAUGAACGGAUGGAGACCACUCCUCCCUUUACCUAUUGUGGGAUGGAUUGUUUUGGUCCUUUCUACGUCAAGGAAGGAAGAAAGGAGUUGAAGCGCUACGGUCUGCUACUCACCUGUUUGUGCUCUCGCGCCGUACACAUAGAGCUGCUUGAUGACAUGACUACUGACGCUUUUAUCAAUGCGCUCCGCGCAUUCAUCGCUCUACGAGGAAAUGUUCGACAACUUCGAUCAGACCAAGGUACAAACUUUGUGGGUGCGAGACGCGAGUUCCUUGAAGCUGUAAAAGAGAUGGAUCAAGAGAGUCUAAAAGAACUUGGCUGUGAGUUUGUGAUGAACACUCCUUCUGCAAGCCACAUGGGCGGCGCCUGGGAAAGGCACAUCAGGACCAUUAGGAGUGUGCUGACAUCCAUCCUGGAUCAGUCUUCUCGAAGACUGGAUAGCUCAUCUUUGAGGACUUACCUGUACGAGGUAAUGGCAAUCAUAAACAGCAGACCUCUAACUACUCACCUUCUCAAUGAUCCCACAGGGCCACAGCCUCUAACGCCUAAUCACAUUUUGACGAUGAAAUCCUCGAUAGUCCUGUCUCCUCCUGGAAAGUUUGUGAAGGAAGACCUGUACUUACGGAAAAGAUGGCGUAGAGUGCAAUACUUAACUGAAGAAUUCUGGUCCCGAUGGAAGAAAGAGUACCUGUUGAACCUACAACAAAGAGAAAAAUGGAACAAGACGAAGAGAAAUGCAAGGAUCAAUGACAUAGUGAUUAUAAAGGAUGAAAAUACACCAAGAAAUGAAUGGAAGCUGGCUAAGGUCACACAAGUGUACCCAAGUGAAGAUGGUCAUGUGAGGAAGAUACAGUUAUUGAUCAGCGACUCAGAACUAAGUGACACUGGAAAACGAGUCAACAAGCAAACCUACCUGGAGAGACCUAUACAUAAGACUGUGACCUUGCUUGAAGCAGAAUGAGAGCCUCCAGUCUACCCUCUCUAGAGCCCCUCCCUAGCGCCAGCUAGCUUAUGACCUAAUCCUUAGUUAUAGUUACCUUAAUUAUACUUACCUCAGUUAUACUUGCCCUUUUUCUCUUAGUUCUACUCAUCUCAGAUGGUUGAAGAAAAUCACAAGUGAUUUGGUGGGAGUGUAGCUGCCAUAAGAAAAUGCACUGAACGUUUUGAGCUAAGCUCUGUUUCCAAGUGGGAACCAAUUUUAGUUUUUGUGUUAGCGGUUCCUUUUUGAGAGUUACACAAGGGCGAGAGUGUCUGAUUUUGAGCCACCGUGUGGCGACGUUUUUCCGUUUGAAUAAGCAAGUGGUGAAGAAUGCAAGAAUGCUUAUUUUGUUUCCUUUCUGAUAGCAUUUUUGUUUAUUGUUGAAACCGGAGUUUGAAGACCUACCUGUAUUGUCACGAUUUACGUUUUUCUUCGUUUUCUCCCUCGAGCAAAUGCGGCAAUGAGGUAAUCCUUAGAUGUUAGCCAUGCUAUGUUAUGUUAGCAAGAACAUGACGAAUGUGUUUUAAGUGCAUGUGCAGAUUUAAGUUAUUUUGUGUGUAACGUUUAUUGUUCUCUGUGAGAACGUUUUAUGUUAAUAGUCUUUAUGUCUUUUAGUUCUCACGGCAUGUGUGUGGAGAAGUUGAAUAAAUGCCCGUUUUGAAGAA
Messenger RNA from Syngnathus typhle (broad-nosed pipefish), 6517 nucleotides. RefSeq lists its product as uncharacterized. The record is from RefSeq and is a predicted model, not a curated record. Gene Ontology annotation, molecular function: nucleic acid binding; zinc ion binding. Bases 1002 to 5834 code for a protein of 1610 amino acids. NCBI's taxonomy places the organism in Eukaryota, Metazoa, Chordata, Actinopteri, Syngnathiformes, Syngnathidae. The transcript has 2 exons. Gene Ontology annotation, biological process: DNA integration.